Molecule: messenger RNA, 975 nt
Organism: Ochlerotatus camptorhynchus
Lineage: Eukaryota; Metazoa; Arthropoda; Insecta; Diptera; Culicidae
Gene: elm
Product: calcineurin like EF-hand protein 1 elm
Exons: 2
Coding region: 111-680 (189 amino acids)
Biological process (GO): positive regulation of sodium:proton antiporter activity
Cellular component (GO): plasma membrane
Molecular function (GO): calcium ion binding
Source: RefSeq, a predicted model, not a curated record
AGUGACUGGUAUUGUGGUCAGCAAAGAUUAGGGUUCAGUGUUUUUUUGCUUGUUUGUGCCGAAUAACAACCUUUGAACUUGAAGCUUCUCGUCAACAUAAACUACCAGUUAUGGGAAAUAAAUCGUCACUGCUGCUCCGGGAGGAGGAAAUUACACAAAUUCACGAGGAAACUGGAUUCACCCCGAACCAGAUCGAACGUUUGUAUUCGCGUUUCACCUCACUGGAUCGCAGCGACUGUGGAACACUGACUCGGGAGGAUUUCCUACGGAUUCCGGAGCUGGCCAUCAAUCCACUGUGCGAACGGAUUGUCCAUUCGUUCUUUGCCGACAGCAGUGAUGAUCGGGUCAACUUCCGCCAGUUUACCCAGGUGCUGGCCCAUUUCCGCCCCAUCAAGCCGAACAAGGAGAAUAAGCUGAACAACCGUGAGGAGAAGCUACUGUUCGCUUUCAAGAUGUACGACCUGGACGACGAUGACAACAUCUCGCGGGAUGAGCUGCUGAGCAUCCUGCAGAUGAUGGUCGGUGCCAACAUCAGUCAGGAUCAACUGAACAGCAUCGCCGAAAGGACGAUCGUCGAGGCGGACUCGAUGGGCCAGGGCAAGAUCACGUUCGAGGACUUUUGCCGUGCCUUGGAGCGCACCGAUGUCGAGCAGAAGAUGUCGAUUCGGUUCCUGAACUGAAAUCGACGCUCGUGGUGUGAUUGGUUUGCCAAUUUGGGGCAAUCUUAGUUCACAGUAGAUGUUCGUUUUUCUUUCUGUUUCAGGGCGGUAGGAGAGUUUUUCGUUUUAGUUUUAAAGUUGGAACUAAUACACACGACGAGCGCUAAACAGAUAUGGGGGAAGAUGGACGAUUGUUUGGGGAUAUUUCCAAAGAAGAAGAUAAUUAAAUGUUUGUGAUGUAGUAGCUGCAUGGUGUAAAUAGUGGAAUAAAAGAAAGAGUAUUACAAAUAAAUAAUUAAUGUGUGUGUAACCAAAA